UCUCCCCCCACCCCGGGUGAAAACUGCGGGCGCCGGGCGGGGUGCAGCUGGUGGCGGCUGGAGCGCGUCCGGACCGGGCUGCAGCAGCGGAGAAACCCAGGUCCUGGACUGAGCUCUCGGCACCAUGAACCCCACCAUUGCCACCGUGCUCCUGUUGGCAGUCUUGCAGGUGGCGUGCGGGCAGAAGGUGAGCAGCCUGACGGCCUGCCUGGUGAACCAGAGCCUGCGCCUGGACUGCCGCCAUGAAAACGCCAGCGCCCUGCCCAUCCUGUACGAGUUCAGCCUGACGCGGGAGACCAAGAAGCACGUGCUGUCAGGCAACAUCGGCGUGGUGGAGCACGCCUACCGCACCCGCACCAACGUCAGCUCCAAGUACAACAUCAAGGUGCUCUACCUGCACGGCUUCACCAACAAGGACGAGGGCACCUACACGUGCGAGCUGCGCGUCUCGGGCCAGCCCAGCGUCUCCAACAUGAACAUCUCCGUGUACCGGGACAAGCUGGUCAAGUGUAAGGGCAUCAGCCUGCUGGCCCAAAGCCCCUCAUGGGCGCUGCUGCUGCUGCUGGCCCUGCCCCUGCAGGCUGUGGGCGCCAUCUCCCUGUGAUGGGCAGCCCCCCACAGCGCCGCCGCCCCCCCCCGCCCCACGCACAGAGCCCUUCUGAGUAGGCUCACCCCUCCCCAAAUUCACAGGGAGCCCCUCAUGUGGGAUCCCAGUGCUGCAUGCCCUCCUCCCACCCCCCAUAGACCCUCUACCCCUGCUGUCUCCCCACUGUCUCUUGACAUUCCGUCCCCGAGCCGGGCCUGGGGGUUCACUGAGCUGGGUCCCACCUUUUCUCUAGAGUUGGGGAAAGGGAUGUGAGGGCAGGAGCAGAGUGGAGUUCACUGGAACUGGAGGUCCAGGAGCACCCCAGAGAGGAGAAGGGGGUGAGGCUGGGAGGGCCUGGCGGAGCCCUCCGAGGCAGAGCUGCUCCCCGGGAAACCUGCAGCAAAGGUCUGUGCCAGCAGGGGACGACGGGCUUCGGGAGAGACCGUCCUCCCUCCCUACAGAGGAACCUCAGGGUCGUGGGUGCGCCCCCCGUCACCCCAACCUCAACCUCAGAGCGUGGGGUGGAGCUCUCCUUUAAUGAAACAGGUGGGAGGCUGCUGUCACAGCCCCCACUCCAGGGCCGCCAAGGACGAGUUCCCCUCCAGGGGGCCCGAACCCCAACACCCCUGGAGCCCAGAUGGAGGCUGCCCCCCAGCCUGAUUCGCCCUCAGCGUGCCGCCUGCCUGGCCCACCGCCUGCCUUCUCAGGGAUCUCUGGGGGGCCUGAGGCAGGCCAGGAAGAGACCCCCCCAGGAACCGGCUCCCCGACACCCUGCACCCCGCCUCGUGACCAUACGGUGCAACCCCGGCUUCGGCAUCUCGUGGAGGAAAGAGCAAAGUACAUAAUAAACCCCCUGGAGUCUG
This is a messenger RNA of Sorex araneus (European shrew), 1449 nucleotides long. It is a transcript of the gene THY1, whose product is annotated as Thy-1 cell surface antigen. Lineage: Eukaryota; Metazoa; Chordata; Mammalia; Eulipotyphla; Soricidae. The transcript is spliced from 4 exons. The record is from RefSeq and is a predicted model, not a curated record. Bases 125 to 604 code for a protein of 159 amino acids.